AUGUCGCAGUCCACGACUUUUGACCUUCACACACCACCCACGUUGCCGUCACCAACAGUACAAACCCCUAGUGAGCAUUCGCCUUACUCUAUGGAUGCUGAACCUAAUCUUCCGGCACUAGAUUCUGUCGAUGUCGACUCGUCUGUGUUGACAGAAAUCCCCACGAAUGUCAGUCGCAGACCAAAGCAGCCAUACAAUUGCCGCGACCUCCCCGACUCGGAGUCGGAGGAAGAGGAAGAGGACCCCGAUAUCCUCAGGCCCAAUUGUAGGGGCCGCUGGUUCACAUGCCUGGGUGCCGAUUAUGGUCCUAAGGACCACAAGUGGUACGGCAUUCACCCCAGACUGGGGAUGCGAUAUGGGCAGCUGGACGAAACCCAGCAGAAGCUCUAUGAAGAUCUUGGACCUGACUAUGAGCACGAGGAGGCCGCUCUUACCCUCCUCGAAAAGGUCAAGUUGGAGGGCUUGGAAGGCGUGAAGCCCGAGACCUUCAAAGCAAUGAUGAUCCAAUGCAAGACAGCGAAGAAGUGGAAGCUCGGAGUGCGACGUUGUGCCAAACCCCCUGACACGUACUCGCACAUGAAGAGCCAUCUGCUCACAACGAUGCACGCUCCGAUCGGGUAUGAGUGUCCAGAUUGUCACAUGACUAUACUUCAAGAACCAGACAUGAAACGGCACUUAGAAGAGUCACAUGCUUAUACAAAUCUUCCGGGGUCACUGGAGGAGAUUAGGAAAGCACUCAACAGGCCUCGACGCAAGGCUCCUCGGCUCAAGGUCUCUCAACCCCCGGGAUCUGUCCUGCAGGAUUCACAGGCUGUACCCAAGCCUUCCAGCGGUUCAGUUGUCGUCGGCAAUUACUACACAGUCCAGGUCAAGGCGCCUAUCACCCACGCACUGACCCACCCCCGACAACAUAACACCAUUCAUCAUUCUAGACCGGCUCCAUAUCACAUGGAUACCCGUCCUGUUCAUGUGCCUAGACACAGCGCACUCCGGCAAACCCUACCCCAGGGUCAGCCUGAUAACUUUGGAUAUGCUCCACCAGUUUACGCACCUAACCAACUUCCCGAUGAGGACUACGUGGGCCAAACCCUUGCAUCCGACAAAGAGUGCCUCACGUUCUCUGGGGCCAUGCUCCCCACGUCACGAGUGGCCACCAAUACUGUCAACUAUCUUCUGGCAGUUCCAAGCGUGAUGUACACUUCAGCGCUCCAGUCUGCGGGCUACCCUAUGUACACCCAGGUUUCGCGUUCUACGAUUAGCGUCAUUUUGUAA
Molecule: messenger RNA, 1272 nt
Organism: Serendipita indica DSM 11827
Lineage: Eukaryota; Fungi; Basidiomycota; Agaricomycetes; Sebacinales; Serendipitaceae
Source: the annotation of a GenBank genome assembly